Molecule: messenger RNA, 1835 nt
Organism: Notolabrus celidotus (New Zealand spotty)
Lineage: Eukaryota; Metazoa; Chordata; Actinopteri; Labriformes; Labridae
Gene: olfml1
Product: olfactomedin-like 1
Exons: 8
Coding region: 398-1603 (401 amino acids)
Biological process (GO): signal transduction
Source: RefSeq, a predicted model, not a curated record
GAAGGGGCAGGGAGGGACUGUGAGGUUAACUUGGAUCCAGAUCCACUGUUGCAACAACUGAUUACAGACACAAGACACACAGUUCUGGAGCACCAACUCUAACAAGACUGGAAAGCUUUCUGAGGGAGGAAGAAUAAGAUAUAUUCAGCUGUUUGAGAAGAAGAAGAGGUUUCUUUCCAUCGCAGUGACACUGUUUCAAACUGUGUCUGCAGCUGUCCUUGUUUCACUUUGGGGGUUUUUUGUUUUAGUGGUUUGUAUGCUCCAGAAGAGCUCAGGAAAUCAGAGGAAAAGUCUGUUUCUGACAUUUCAGACGCAGAAAUACUGAAGUUCUCAUUGCAGCGGCUCUUGUUUCAGUGCUGGGCUGUCAAACUGAGAAGAGGCAGAAAAGUCCUGCAGAAUGCAUCGCAUCGUUUUUCUCUGUCUCUCUCUGAUCGUCGGUUCAGUCUGGAGUCAGGGGUCUACGCAGGAUGCCUUCAUACUCCAGUACCUGGAGAGGAGGCUCGCUCAGGUGGAGGAGCGUCUGAAUGUAUGUGAGCAGAAUACAAUGGGAGCCACCCAAAAGACCUACGACCUGUCCUCUGACAUCAGGGGUUACCUGUCCACUCUUACUGUUAUAAGAUCAGAGAUAAAGAACCAGGUGGACAGCGUGUCUGUCCGGCUGGACCGGGUGGAGAGAGAGGUGGAAUAUCUCGAAAACAAGAUUCCUACUCAGUCAAAUAUUGAGAUGGAGGAGGCGCUGCUGGAGCAACAAAUACAGGCUGCAGAGCUGGACUUGAUGCAGAAGAGGGCCAGGAUCAAAGUUGAAAAGGAUUGCAACACGGCUCUGAGUCAAAUCAAGUCUCUGAAGAUCGUGAAGAAGGCAGGAGACACGUAUGGUUGCUGGUUCAAGGACCCCUCUGAAGGAUCAGAUAAGGUCUACCUGCUCAGUGGAAUCCGUAACAGCACUCUGGUAGAGUAUGCUUCUCUGCACAGUUUCACAGAGAGAACCACCACACCGCCAGCCAAGGUUCUGCAGCUGCCUUUUCAUUGGCAGGGGACCGGUCAUGUGGUCUACAACGGAUUCAUCUACUACCACAAGGCGGACACACCAAACCAGAUAAUGAAGGUGGACCUGACAAACGGUACAGUGGUGGACAGCACUCUGUUACCAGGGGCAGGCCGUCUACCAGUCUACAGUCUUAACCCCAACACCUACCUGGACCUGGCUGUGGAUGAACUUGGACUGUGGGUCAUACAUGCUGACCCUGAGUAUGGAGGAAACCUGGUCAUUACUAAACUGGAUAAAGCAAGUUUGGCAGUAGAGUACACCUGGGAUACACAGUGUAGAAGCCGUGAUGCUGAAGGAGCCUUUCUAAUAUGUGGAACCCUCUAUGUGGUGUACAACACGCGGUACGGAGGACGCUCCACCGUACAGUGUCUGUAUGACAUCCACGACACCUUCCACAGUGAUGAGAGUCCGGUGUUGUUCUUCCCAAAGCGCUACACCAGCCACAGCAGCAUCCACUACCAUCCAGGAGACAAGCAGCUGUACGCCUGGGAUGAUGGCUACCAAACGAUAUACAAAGUGGAGACACAGAGAAAUGAUCCAGUCACUGCUGAGUGAAGAGUUCUCACAAUGAUCAAUCUUUAAAAAUGUACCAUAUCUUUCCAAAACAGCAUCUCUCAUAUCAGCAAGGCUCAUGAUGAGCCGUCUAUAAUCCACUGUGGAUAGUUUAGUAGACCUAAACAGCAUCACUGUAACUCAUAGCUGAUAUAAGGACAUGCCCUACAAAGCAUUUAUUUUAUUGUAUAGACUUUAUGCUUUUAGUUAGCACAAUAAAGAACAUUCAAUGGCU